Messenger RNA from Drosophila gunungcola (fruit fly), 4142 nucleotides. RefSeq lists its product as uncharacterized. Gene Ontology annotation, biological process: D-sorbitol catabolic process. The record is from RefSeq and is a predicted model, not a curated record. Lineage: Eukaryota; Metazoa; Arthropoda; Insecta; Diptera; Drosophilidae. Gene Ontology annotation, molecular function: L-iditol 2-dehydrogenase (NAD+) activity.
UAUCUGAUUCAGUUUAAGCAUAGCCCUCAGCUGGCACAACCUUUUUUAAACCUUAAAAAAAAUUCGACCAAAAUUCCAAAUUUCCAAAUUUUAGUUCUAGACCAUUCAAUACUUUUGCUUGUUUAAGGAUGCGCUUGUUUGGAAGAAUAACACACUUUAUACAGAUAUCGCGAUGUCUCAGCUACCAUGCUCCACCACUCUUCCGCCCACGCAGCCUGCUCCAUGCCGAGCGAUUGAAGCAGCUGUGCAGUAGUGCCACCUACGGGCCCAAGUCGACGGGUCGCAUCCGGAAAUAUUCGCAGAAGGGCAACAGUGUCUUUUCGAUCAGCGACAAUGCGGACAUGCUGCGCAAGAGGAUCAGCUGCUCCGGCACUUCGGGUCAAGCGCCCAAGAUCCUGCCCAUUGGCCUGAUCACACCGGAAACGGGCGAUGGCAAGGACCUGAAGAUCGUCAUCGUGCCUCUGGACCUGUCUGGCAUGGAUGCCAAUGCGCUGAAGGAUACGCUGGAUACCAUCAACCAGUUGAGGCUGUACGCCAACCACAUCGAGACGUUCUCCAGCAGCAUGGUCGAGGAAUACAGUGCGUUGAACGAGGCCCUGCAGGAUGUGAAAUCGGAGGACCAGUCCAAAGGUGUCAAGGCGGAUGAUCGCAAGUUCUGGGAGACCUACCCCUCCGCGACAGCGUCGGACAUCGAUGCCGUGGGAACCACUGUGGACGCGGGCCUGGGUGCCACCAACAUGCCCAUGCAUCGCCAUGCAGCGGUCAGUAGCUGCCUCCAGAACGCUAUGGGCAAUCCUGGAGUUGCCAGUCCCUCGCUGAAAACCACCAAGGCGAUGUCGGCACUGACCCAGGCCAAACCCGUUCCGAAAUCUACUCUGGAGGCUAAUCCCACGGAGUUCGCCGUACAGGAUGGAGACUUUGUGGAGGAGAUGCGAGUGGAUGUGCCGCAGGAUCUGACCGAUCGGCUGAACGAUAUGGCCGUCUCGUCCAUGGAGCUGUCGUUCGAAAUGGACAUGACCAGCCUGCGUGAUGCCCUGGACAACAAGGGCUCAAAUGCAGUGACCCGGCAGGAUCCCAUGAUCUGUAUGCACACCAAGGUGGAGCUAGACGCGUCUGGAACAGUGGAACAAACUGUCCCGCUCAGGUUCAAUGCCUUGAUCUCUGGCGUCGUGGAGAUCGAUACCCAGAAGCUGAAUUCCGCCCAACUGACGGACGACAAGAUGCCCGGCUUCAAUGAUGACCUCACCACGCUGGCUGCCAACCUUUGCAGCACCGCCUUGGAGAGGGGUUUCUCGGGAAACUCGAAAACCUCGGACACCUACAUUGCCGAUCUUGAACUGACCAAGGGUGAGCAGGCCUUUCCGACCAGAAUCAUCGAUACGUCCUUCAUGUCGGCGGCCACCCAAAUAGGACAUCAGCGGGAAGCCCAGCAGAAGAUCGCCGAAGAGGACUCCGCUUUGCCGGGCAUCCAGGAGGUGGAGGUGCCGGUUCCAGUGGACAAGGAUGGCUGCAAGAAUCCACCCGUGAAGCCAAAGCGCAAGUGUCCUGGCAAAUGUCCACUGAUCACUGAUCCCUGCAAGGAAGAUCCCUGCGAGCGUCCAGAAAAGAAGAAAGCGCCCAAGAAAAAGGCCGAAAGUACCACGUCUAUAACGUCUAUGGCCAAGGGAGGCGACAAGAAGGAUCCUUGUGCAAAGGACGGCAAAGGCAAGGACAAGAAGAAAGACCCGUGUGCCAAGUUCAAAAAGGGUGGCAAGGAUGGCGACAAGAAGGAUGGUUGUAACAAGGAUAAAAAGAAGGAUCCCUGUGCCAAGGACAAGAAAAAGGAGGAUCCUUGUGCCAAGAAAGACGAUAAGAAAAAGAAGGAUCCUUGCGCCAAAUUUAAGUCCGGGGAGAAGAAAGAUCCUUGUGCAAAGGACAAGAAAAAGGAGGACCCUUGUGCAAAAAAGAAAGACGAAAAGAAAAAGGAUCCUUGCGCUAAGAAAGAUGACAAGAAAAAGGAUCCCUGUGCCAAGAAGGACGAAAAGAAAAAGGACCCUUGUGCAAAGGAUAAGAAAAAGGAGGAUCCUUGCGCUAAAAAGAAGGAUCCCUGUGCCAAAAAGGAUGACAAGAAAAAGAAGGAUCCUUGCGCAAAGAAAGAUGACAAGAAAAAGAAGGAUCCUUGCGCAAAGAAAGAUGACAAGAAGAAGGAUCCUUGCGCAAAGAAAGAUGACAAGAAAAAGGAUCCCUGUGCCAAGGGCGGAAAGGGUGACAAGAAAAAGAAAGAUCCUUGCGCCAAGUUCAAGAAAGGCGGCAAAGAUGGCAAGGAUAAGUGCAAGUUUUCAACCUUUUCAAGGCGCUACCUGUCCACCGCUCUGGACCAGGUCUUCCGCGAAUCCGAUGCCGCUCCUGGUGGCCCCCGCUUCCAUGUCUACUCCACUCUUGUGCGCCGUCACUAUCGUGUCCCUGCUGCCAAGAACGACGAAUUCUGCCAGUGUUCCUUGUGCCAGAGGCUUCAGCUCCACAAGGCAACUGCUCCGGCCAAGUUUACGAUCAACAAUACCUUCCUGCGACGACGCUUCAGUGGACUGACGAACAAGAUCCUGCCCGGAGGCCUGGCCAAUGCCAACUGGCGGGGAAAGAAGGACAAGAAGGGCGGCAAGUGCGGCCAGAUGGCGCCCAAGUACCCCAAGAGCCGUGGCAAGGACAUCAAGGAGCGGACUGGUCUCCGCGAGGAUUGCUUCAAUAACGAGGACGGCGGUUGUGGCAUCAAGAGCUGCACCGGCAAAUGCGCCAAGGUCAAGUUCCCCAAGAAGAAGUGCGAGCGCAAGGAGAAAAAGGAUGAUGGCAGAAUAAGCAUUCUCUUGGCCCGGAAUGCUCUUGACCAACUGCAGCCGCAGCGGAGAUCUUUCAGCACGCGGGUCUGUUGCCAUCCAAAGUCGGAGGAUAAACGCAUCCUUGCUCAACAGGCAUAUGCGUUGCAAAUUUCCAAGUCCUACGAGAUCAAAGUGGUUCCCGUUUCAAGACCUUCACCAAAGGAUUUCGAUGUCCUCAUUCGAACGGGUUCAGUGGCCAUCUCGAAUUCCGAUAUCCAUGUCUAUGAGAACGGCAACCGCGACGUGGAGGCCAUGUCCUUGGGCCACGAUGCCACGGGAAUUGUGGAGGAAGUGGGUCGGUGCGUCCACCAUCUGCACGUGGGUGACCGCGUGGUCGUGGAGUCAGCGUUGUCCUGCGGCAUCUGCGAGUUGUGCAAACAGGGGUUGUACAACAUGUGCUCCAGUCUGGUGUACAAUGGCUUUCUGAGCACCUACCAAACGCAUCCGGCGGACCUGUGCCACCGACUUCCGCCUUCCAUCAGCAUGGAGGAGGGUGCCCUGACCCAAACCCUUGCCCUGGGCUGUCAGGCAUGCUUCAAGGGCAACAUCACGCCCACCAGCAACGUCCUGAUCCUGGGAUCCUGUCCAACGGCAGUGGCGGCGGGCAUAUGCGCCAAGGCCAUCGGGGCCAAGCGUGUGGCCAUUGCCGGAUGUAUGGCUCCCGCGCUGGAUGUGGUGGCCCGGGACUUUGGAUUCCAGGCCGUCGAGUUCGACAGCAACGCCCUGUUCGGCGAGGUGCUGGAGGCCAUCUACAGCAAGUUCCAGGACUGGCCCAGCUGCGUCAUCAACUGCUCCAUAUCGGCCAUGACGAUGAAUCUGGCGGUGAUGGCCCUGCAGCCAUGUGGCGUCUGCGUGUUGGCUGAAUGCGAUUCGGAGUGUGCCAGCUUUAAUGCCCUGGACGUCCUGAUGAAGAACAUCCGCCUGGUGCCCAGCUUUCGGUCCGCCAAUAUGUAUCCCACUGCCCUGCAACUCAUGCGAUCUGGUCGAGCACCUAUGCACAAGUUCAUCACGACCACAUAUCCAUUAAGCAGGGCGGACGAGGCCUUCCGAACUGCCCAGCACGAGUCCAACAUUGGGCUGGGGAAGAUCAUUGUUAACUGUGCGGAAGAAGUGGAUUUUGGAGAUAGUCUGGGGAAAAAUGCCAAAUCGACAUCGUAGAAAAUUAUGAUUGUAACAGCUGUGUAGAAGAACGCAUCAAAGAAUUCUAUUAUACUUAAAGACAACUUUGUGUUUUCGAUUUCAAAUAGGGAACGAAAAUAAAACAAUAAAUUUUAAGUAUUGCAACAAAAA